GUAUGGGAUAUGCCGGUCGAGUCAGUCGGUCCUUGUGUCAUCUCAUAUGCAUAUGCCGCCGCAUAUAAAGCCUCUUGAACCUCUGUCCAUCAAGACUUUCUUGAUCAUCAAGGAUUCUCUCAGUACAAAGACCUCGAGCGUAUGCAACAAAGACAAUAUCCGCACUCAGCCAACACAGCGACUCUCAUAUAUCACUCACAUCAACCUUAUUCCCCUACCACCAACCCACGACACCAAAGUAAAAAAGAAAACAAAGAACCAUCACCAUCAUGAAGCUGUCCGCAGUCCUCCCCGUCGCGCUCCUCGCCGGCCUCUCCUCCGCCCAGAACCCCGAUGACAGCCGGUGGACCAACCAGGCCAACUUCCAAAAGACCAUCCUCGACACCACCAACCACUACCGCUGGGAGCACGGCGCCGCCAACCUCCACUGGAACGCGACUCUCGCCGGCUUCGCCAAGAGCUACCUCGACCGCAGCAACUGCAACUUCGCCCACUCGGGGGGGCCCUACGGCGAGAACAUUGCCUACGGCUACCAGGCCCCCGGCGACGCCAUCCGCGCCUUUGGCGACGAGCGCAAGGACUACGACUUCAACCGCCCCGGCUGGCAGCCCAGGGCCGGCCACUUCACCCAGCUCGUCUGGAAGGCCACCGACGCCGUCGGCUGCGCGGCGAGGCACUGCGGCAGCAACAUGCGCUUCUACCUCGUCUGCGAGUACUCGCCUCGCGGUAACAUUGUCGGCGGCGACUACUUCAGGGACAACGUCGGUCGUAAGAUCCGAUAGAUAGAUAUGCUGGGCGGCUCAACGUAGCGCCGCUACGACAUUGCGUCGAUACCAGAGCGGAGUCGGGUUUUAGAAGGGCUUGUGAUAUGGGCCGAUAUUUUGUACAUAGUAUUUUCCUUCCGUUGUAUAUGAUUGAGGAGAGCCGCACCCGUAGAAAAGAACAACACGCUUCACAUAUCGAGUC
Purpureocillium takamizusanense is the source of this 966-nucleotide messenger RNA. RefSeq lists its product as uncharacterized. The transcript has a single exon. Gene Ontology annotation, cellular component: extracellular region. The record is from RefSeq and is a predicted model, not a curated record. Lineage: Eukaryota; Fungi; Ascomycota; Sordariomycetes; Hypocreales; Ophiocordycipitaceae. Bases 270 to 782 code for a protein of 170 amino acids.